This is a messenger RNA of Cryphonectria parasitica EP155, 1710 nucleotides long. RefSeq lists its product as uncharacterized. The record is from RefSeq and is a predicted model, not a curated record. The transcript is spliced from 5 exons. Lineage: Eukaryota; Fungi; Ascomycota; Sordariomycetes; Diaporthales; Cryphonectriaceae. Bases 1 to 1710 code for a protein of 569 amino acids.
AUGGCCACGGUAUCACAGACUCUCGCGCAGUUCCGCUUCCCGCCAACACGACAAUUCAUCUCUUACAGUGGCCCACCUAAGGCCAAGUGCAAAAAGCGGACUGUCCCCUUGCAGCACAUCAAUGAUAUCUUUCCAAGCGACGUCGAGCCCGGUGCGGCUGAUGCAAGCGUUGAGAAACGGUCACCGACUAUCGAAAAACUGCUUUCAGUUAAUGUGGGCGGUACAACAAAUCCCAUCACAAUAGAAUCCGACACUAGCGAGCCAGAAACGGACGUCAGCUUGCACCUUCACGACGAUCAGGACGAAGAUGACGACGAGGAUUUCCCAUCAAUCUCCAAGCUGCUACGACGGAAUGCAAGCCUUCGCGGGAACGAUCCAGCCGAUCAGCCUCAAUGCAGAAAUGACGUUCCACGACACUCGCCACCGCCGUCGAAUGAUGGCAAUGUGGACACAGCGAACACAGCUAUGACCCAGGCGGAAAGUAAUAAUGCCGAUAAUGGAUCCCAGGGAGAUUUUAGAACUGGUGAACAACGCGGCGACAACGAUAGCGGCAAGGAAUUCGACAUGUCGGAGCAUUGCGGACCGGACAAUGAUGACGCUGAUAGUAGUGCCUCUGGUACUCCUGGCGACGCUGUUGGUGCUGCUAGUUGCAAUGGCAUCACUCAGAGCGCAUUAUCUUUGGGGGCAUUGCAGAAGAGCAGAAAACAUGGCCGGGAAAGUCCUGAGCACCAGUUGGUCAGAAACUACGACGAAGACGACAAUACGGAAGACGAAAACCAAUCUCAUUCUUCAGAAGUGAUCCGAGCAAAUCAUGCUCAAUUCGAUGCCUGCGAGACUACUCCUACCGCCCUGAACAGCACCUCCAGCUUGAGUACCUGCAGCAGUGCAAGCGAAGUUGGCGUUAUCUCUGGUACGCGUCGCACGGACGAUGACACGAGCAUUCCAACGAGCAACACUGUUCGCUUCAAGUUGAUCAGAUUUCCGGCUCGGACGACGAAGAUGCAAUUGGUCGUGACGGGCAAGAAUUGCGUCGCCUGCGAGAAGCCACAACAUCUAACUUGGACGCCGAACGAACGCUUCGGAAGCGGCCCUAUCGACAUUCAACGGGUCUUCAUCAUGCCACUUCACACCUUGAAGCCGGAGAGACGCAACUCGAUGGUUCGAAUGCACUCUCAGGGACACCUCCAACACGCGUUGCACAUGUCACGAUCCUCCCGGUCUCCAGGUCACCAGGUGCCGAUGUGGUACGAUAAAGAGCUUGCGUCCGCUAUUGAUGAGGAAGUUGGUCACACGUUGAAACCUACGAGCAUCGUGAUCAAGCGACUAUCAGCCAGGGACUGGCUGUUAACCGGGCUAGUCCUCGGACAGGAUGACGAUGAAGAUGUCCAAACUGGUGAAGGCCAGUCAACCGCGCAAGCGACUCAGCCUGCAGAACGAACCCCACGAUCCGCAUUACGUCCACGGCGCGGGAAACAGAGCAGUAGCGUUCUCCUUAGGGGCGACCGCCACCAGUCAGGCGGCAGGGACGAGGACGGUGACAGCAGCAGCGACGCCAGCAACACUAGCGGCGCCUCUCGCAACCGGCAGGAGUAUUCUCAAGAGCUUUUCGAGCAAGACAACAGCGAAGAAGAGUCUGAUGACCUCGACGGCAGCAGCGGUUGGAAGUCCAGUCACAUCAAGGGGUUCGGGUUGGGCCACAUCCGAGGAUGA